Messenger RNA from Macadamia integrifolia, 3457 nucleotides. Its product is annotated as triacylglycerol lipase SDP1-like. Lineage: Eukaryota; Viridiplantae; Streptophyta; Magnoliopsida; Proteales; Proteaceae. The coding region runs from base 684 to 3233 and encodes 849 amino acids. Gene Ontology annotation, biological process: lipid metabolic process. The transcript has 4 exons. The record is from RefSeq and is a predicted model, not a curated record. Gene Ontology annotation, molecular function: triacylglycerol lipase activity.
UGUGAAUCGUACGGCUCUUUCUCUCUCUAAAGUCCAAAUUACAGGCACAGUUCUUUCGAUUUUCUAAUUGGGUCUAUGUGUUCUUAAAAUCUUUUCCCUUGCUUCUUGUUGUUAAUCUAAUGUAACUUGCAUUUAAUGUCCUUCCUCGUUGUCGUCAUCAGAUAUUGCGUCUUCAUGAUUUCUUUUGCUCUUAUUAGAAGUAAACAGCAGGUUCUCUGUGACCCUGGUUGAAACAGGAGCAGUUUUAUCUCCAAAUUGAGGAAGGGAAAGGGAUUGAUUUUUUUACCUAAAUCCCCUUUGUGAGGCCUGUAUGAAACUUGUUUGAGUUAGCUGGUUCUCUCCGUUUUAUUGUUGAAGAUGCAAGUCAAGUAAUGAGCAGAGAAAUCCCAUUUCUUACCAAAGCCUAUUCUCCAUUUCCAGUUGCUGGACGGAUCAAACCAGGGUUGAAGAAACAAAAACUCUUACAGUGUUCCUUUUGUAAGCACAAUCACUUCUCGUCCUAGAUCUUUCUGAGGGCUGUAAAUCCAAUUUUUUGCUGGAAACCUAGGUCUCAGUUUUUCGGGUUCAAACCCAUUUGAUCACUGUUGUUUCUAUUUUCUCCAGAUUUCUUUGUUUGCUUUGAGAAGUAGUUUCUGGCUAAUUCACCAUCGUGUGUUGCCCAAGUUUUUUUUUUUCCCUGAAAAAUGGAUAUCAUUAAUGAAGCUAAAGUUGAUCAAUUUUUCAUCGGUCCUUCCACUAUUAUUGGUAGGACAAUUGCUUUUAGAGUUUUGUUUUGCAAGUCGUUGUCACAUGUAAGGCUGCAGAUCUUCCAUGUUCUGUGGAAUAUUGCUAGUCAAUUGAGGGGCUCUGUGAUGCCCGUGAUCUCCUGGUUCCAUCCCCGAAACCCACAAGGAAUAUUAGCAAUGAUCACAGUAAUGGCUUUCUUGUUGAAUAGAUAUACAAAUGUAAAACUGCGAGCUGAAUUGGCUUAUCGGAGGAAAUUUUGGAGGAAUAUGAUGAGAACUGCUUUGACAUAUGAGGAAUGGGCUCAUGCAGCUAAGAUGCUUGAUAAGGAGACCCCAAAGAUGAAUGAAUCAGACUUUUAUGAUGAGGAACUGGUGAGGAAUAAACUCCAAGAACUUCGGCACCGUCGCCAGGAAGGCUCUCUCAAAGAUAUAAUCUUCUGUAUGCGUGCAGAUCUAAUUAGAAAUCUAGGUAAUAUGUGCAACCCUGAGCUUCACAAGGGUAGGCUUCAGGUUCCCAAGCUCAUAAAGGAGUACAUCGGUGAAGUUUCCACUCAGUUGAGAAUGGUUUGUGACUCAAAUUAUGAGGAGCUGCUCUUAGAAGAGAAGUUAGCAUUCAUGCAUGAAACAAGACAUGCCUUUGGGAGGACCGCGUUGCUCUUGAGUGGUGGUGCAUCUCUGGGUUCUUUUCAUGUGGGUGUGGUUAAGACAUUGGUGGAGCACAAGCUUUUGCCUCGGAUAGUUGCAGGUUCUAGCGUAGGCUCCAUCAUGUGUGCUGUUGUUGCCACAAGGUCUUGGCCUGAACUUCAAAGUUUCUUUGAGGAUUCUUGGCAUUCAUUACAGUUCUUCGAUCAGAUGGGUGGGAUUUUUACAGUUGUGAAGAGAAUUAUGACACAAGGAGCUGUUCAUGAUAUAAGGCAGUUGCAGAUGUUAUUGAGACAUCUCACAAGUAACCUAACCUUCCAAGAGGCUUACGACAUGACUGGCCGUAUUCUGGGGAUUACAGUUUGCUCCCCUAGGAGGCAUGAGCCCCCAAGGUGCCUUAACUACUUGACAUCACCUCAUGUUGUUAUAUGGAGUGCAGUGACUGCUUCUUGUGCUUUCCCUGGCUUGUUUGAGGCUCAAGAACUGAUGGCAAAGGAUAGAAGUGGUGAAAUUGUUCCUUAUCACCCUCCAUUUCACUUGAGUCCUGAAGAAGGUUCUAGUGCACACACCCGCAGGUGGAGAGAUGGUAGCUUGGAAAGUGAUUUACCUAUGAUGCAGCUGAAGGAGCUCUUCAAUGUCAAUCAUUUCAUUGUCAGUCAGGCAAAUCCUCACAUCUCACCAUUUCUGAGGCUCAAGGAGCUUCUGAGAGCUUAUGGAGGCAACUUUGCUGCCAAGCUUGCUCAACUUACGGAGAUGGAGGUGAAGCAUAGAUUCAACCAGGUACUGGAACUUGGUUUUCCACUUGGGGGGCUUGCCAAGCUGUUUGCUCAAGAUUGGGAGGGUGAUGUCACCGUUGUGAUGCCAGCGACCCUUGCUCAGUACUCAAAAAUCAUUCAGAACCCAUCUUACGUGGAGCUUCAAAAGGCUGCGAACCAGGGCAGGAGGUGCACUUGGGAGAAGCUUUCUGCCAUAAAGGCUAAUUGUGGCAUUGAACUUGCAUUGGAUGAAUGUGUAGCAAUUCUCAACCACAUGCGUAGGCUCAAAAGGAGUGCUGAGAGGGCUGCUGCUUCCCAUGGAUUAAGCAGUACAGGCAAGUUUAAUGCUUCUAAAAGGAUUCCCUCAUGGAACCGCAUUGCACGAGAUAAUUCAACAGGGUCCCUUGAAGAAGAUACCCUUUCAGAUGUUAUGUUCCAUACAGGUGGGAGUGCAGGUCAGAACUUCCAUGUCCAGAGGAGCUUACAUGAUGGUAGCGAUAGUGAAUCAGACUGUGUGGACCUCAAUUCUUGGACAAGAUCUGGUGGACCCUUGAUGAGGACAACUUCAGCAAAUAAGUUCACUGACUUUAUCCAAAAUCUGGAUAUUGAUGCCGAAUUGAGCAAGUCAUGGACAAGGGAAGAAGAUGUCAAAGGUUGGGUGGUUAAUCACAACUCCAUUGUGGUUCAGACUGCAGACAGGGAUCCAUAUUAUCACAGUUCAAGGGGAACAACACCAGAUGGAAGCUCAGAGAGCACAGAAUUCGGCCAACAGGAUGUCAACAAUCAUAGACUUCCAACCACUUCUAGUAUCAUGCUCGGUGAAGGAGACUUAUUGCAACCUGAAAGUAUACAUAACGGGAUUGUAUUCAAUGUCGUGAAGAAGGACGGACUAGCUCCUCUUGCACAUGGGGCUAAUGGUUCCGAAUAUUUCCACUCUUCAUCUGAGAGUCCAGUAGAGUGUGUGCAAGAUGAAUGUAUGAAUGAAAGCACAGAAUCCGAAUGUCAUGACAAUGAUGAGACCGUCUAUAGCUGCCAUACUGAUAUGGUUUUGCCUCAUUCUGAGGAUCCUUCAGUCUCGGAUGAAGGUAAACGUGAAGUUUUGGGCAGCUGAGAAUUGAUGGAUUUCAUUCAUGUAAUUUGGUUUUCUGUUUCUGUGAGUAGUAAAAUUUGGGAACUGACAUCCCCUUGGGCCAAAGAUUAGCUAAUCCACAUGCAAAGUUUAAAUUCGAAGCUGACAACGCAAAGUUUAGGUACUGUAUAUAAAGUUACUGUAUUCAGGAAACUGCUUAAUACUUGCAAACUAAUACUACUGCCCUGUAUUGUGCUUUGUUGUAA